Messenger RNA from Cylindrotheca closterium, 2307 nucleotides. NCBI's taxonomy places the organism in Eukaryota, Bacillariophyta, Bacillariophyceae, Bacillariales, Bacillariaceae. The record is from the annotation of a GenBank genome assembly.
AUGGCAACGACUGAGACCACAACUCCCACAAAAAACUCGUUGACAUCCUUCCAAGUCAGACGCAAUCGAUGGAAGAAUGCUCCUCGUGGAAAGCUAUUAGCAAUGCCAACUUCUCCUUUACCAGAAGUCACGAUGCAAUCAGUCAAUAAAUUACCACUACCACCUUCACCGUCAGCUGCUGAGGUCGCAUCAAAAGCAAGGCAAGGUCUUCAAGAAAUAUCCUUUGCAUCGCCUUCCACAGCAGAUGCACCUCCAGCUACGUCUAGCAGUUUUAGCUUCUCGGAGAAGGGCAAAACAACAACAGAAACAGCAACACGAGCCAUACAAUCACCAUCGUCUUCACUGAUAUCAAUGCCAUCGGGCUUGUCAUCAGCGUUGCCAUCUGGUUCUCCUCUAAUGUCGGGGAAGCCACCAAAACCACUUUUUGGAACAGCUAGUAGUACACAAGCGUCGUCGUCCUUUGUGACGCCAAAAGCAAAGACAUCAGCCCCCUCCUUUGGGUCUACUUCUACUUCCUCGGCCGCAUUUCCACCUAUGUCGAACACAGCACCGACACCCUUUGGCGCAACUCAAUCCAAAGCUCCGAGUGGUACGACUUUGAAGAGUUCCUCUUCUUCUUCAGCAGCGUUCCCACCAAUGUCAGCCAAAGCACCAACUCCUUUUAACGCAACACAGUCAAAACCAAGGACUUCGACAGCAAAGUCAUCGUCGGCAUCAUCAGCGGCAUUUCCACCCAUGUCGGCCUCAGCACCGACACCCUUUGGCGCGACACAAACCAAGGCAACCACCACCACCACAAAGGGUUCUAUGUCAUCAGCAGCAUUCCCACCAAUAUCAGCCAAAGCACCAACUCCAUUUGGUGCAAUGCAAACCAAGACGACAAAUGCAAAGAGUUCUACGUCGUCACCAGCCGCAGCAUUCCCACCAAUGUCGAUCAAGGCGCCAACUCCAUUUGGUGCGACACAAACCAAGACGACAAGUGCAAAGAGUUCGACAUCAUCAGCAGCAUUCCCACCCAUGUCAGCAAAAGCACCAACUCCAUUCGGCGCUGCGUCUUCCUUGUCGUCUUCAGCUGGAUCCUAUCCUCCCAUGGCUAGCAAAGCUCCAACGCCAUUCGGAGGAGUUUCAACAUCCUCAACAUCUAGCGGUUCCUCCACCUCGCACAAAGAGAGACUUUUUGAGUUUUACAAGAAGCACAAUCCGUCCAAGUUGGAUACGGUGGACGCAACAUUGUUAAAGUACAAGGGGAAAGAAGAUGAAAUGUUCCAAAAGCUGGAGGCAAAAUACAACAAGGCUGGAGGAAGCAGUGCGAGUCCAUUUCCCCUUCCUUCGGGAGAGGGUCCAACAUGCUUUGUUGAAUUUGCAGUCGAUGGGAAGAAUAUCGGAAGGGUGGUUGUCAAGCUCUACAAGGAUAAGGCACCACUGGCAGCUGAAAAUUUUCGGUGUCUCUGUACUGGGGAGAUUACCGGCGACAAACGUUUGACGUACUUGGAUUCCAAGGUUCAUCGCAUUGUUCCAAACUUUUGCAUUCAAAUGGGCGACAUUACUCGAGGGGAUGGUAGAGGCGGAAAAAGUAUAUAUCCUCCCAAUAGUGAACAUGGAGACGCAUGGGGAAAGUUCAAGGAUGAGCCAUUUAUGCAACAUUCCAAACCGGGUCUACUCAGCAUGGCCAAUUCUGGAAAGAACACAAAUUCAUCUCAAGUAUUCUUCACCCUGAAAGCUGUGCCAUACUUGGACGGAAAACAUGUUGUCUUUGGAGAAGUGACAAAGGGCUUUGGCGUAGUCGAAACCCUUGGCAAGAUUGAAACAAACUCGAAGACCCAAGUGCCAAUUUCUCGUGUAACCAUUGCUGCCUGUGGAGAAAUUGUAGAUGGCAAAGAUGUCGCGUGCCCAGCAAAGGAAGAAACAAAAUCCACUCCUUUUGGAGUUCCUAGUGCAUUUGGACCCGCCAAAGCCCCAAGUGCAUUUGGCUCGACUUCUACUUUCGGUUCAGGAUCAACAGGGGCCUCGCCAUUCAGUUUUGGAGCAACAUCGACACCGGGAGGCACAAGUUUAGGAGGAGGGGACUCUUCCAAGGCAUCAGGAUUCAGUUUUAGUGCAACUUCGACACUUGGAACAGCCACAUCAUCGUCCAAGUCGUCCGGGUUCAGCUUUGACACAUCAUCCUCUCUUGGCUCGGGGUCAAAAACAGCAUUUGGCACAGUGGGCGGUGGCCAACCAUCAUUUGGCUCUUUGGCUACCAAAGACGCCAAGGAGAAUCCAUUCACUUUCGGCGCACCAUCGAGCACUCCCAAAUUCACAUUUUGA